Molecule: messenger RNA, 12728 nt
Organism: Bombina bombina (fire-bellied toad)
Lineage: Eukaryota; Metazoa; Chordata; Amphibia; Anura; Bombinatoridae
Gene: DENND5B
Product: DENN domain containing 5B
Exons: 24
Coding region: 210-4286 (1358 amino acids)
Molecular function (GO): small GTPase binding; guanyl-nucleotide exchange factor activity
Source: RefSeq, a predicted model, not a curated record
GUGUGUUACUCCGUUCAGGUGAACGGUUACUGCGCCGGUGUUCUGUAUGUGACAGAGAGGCGAAGAGAUCAACCGUACCUGGGACACCAUGACCGCCGCCGAGUGUAUUGCGGGAGGCUGGCGUUAAGCCUACUGCUGCACCCUGGUGCUUUCUCCCCAGCCUGUAUCCUCCAUCAUCUUCUUCCUCAGGUCAUUCUCUGCUAGGCAAGAUGAGCGGGGUGAGCUGCACGGCUGCCGGCUCGGCUAAUACCCCCUGCCGCCUUGCUCAUUACUUCGUGAUCUGCGGGACUGACGCUGACAGUGGUCUGGAACCCGAUGAGCUGUCAGUUUUAUACCAGUGGUUAGAAGCGGAUCGUCAUUGCAGGAGCCAAGAGUCUGAUCCUAAUUCGUCAGGUGAAAACUUUGAUCAGAGUCCACUGAGAAGAACAUUCAAGUCAAAAGUUCUUGCCCAUUAUCCUCAGAAUGUUGACUGGAAUCCGUUUGAUCAAGAUGCUGUGAAUAUGCUUUGCAUGCCUAAAGGAUUGUCAUUCAGAACUCAAGCAGACAACAGAGACCCUCAGUUCCAUUCUUUCAUCAUUACACGAGAAGAUGGAUCCCGUACAUAUGGCUUCGUACUCACGUUUUACGAAGAAGUUACAAGCAAGCAGAUUUGCACUGCCAUGCAGACGCUCUAUCAUAUGCACAACGCAGAGCAGUGUAACAGUGUAAACGCCUCCUCAUCAUGCAGUAUGGACUCCUUAGCCAGUAGUGUUGAUGAAGGGGAUGCUACGUCUUUGACAAAGCUACAGCGGUAUAACUCUUAUGAUAUCAUCAGAGACACGCUUUUUGUUUCAAAGUGCAUCUGCCUAAUUACACCGUUGCCCUUUAUGCAAGGGUGUAAAAAGUUUCUUACGCAGCUUUACAAAGCGGUCACAUCCCAGCAACCUCCACCUUUACCCUUGGAAAGUUAUAUCCACAACGUUCUCUAUGAAGUACCUCUCCCUCCCCCUGGGAGAUCACUUAAAUUUUAUGGUGUCUAUGAACCCAUUGUUUGUCAGAGACCUGGUCCUAAUGAACUACCUUUAUUUGAUUACCCUUUACGAGAAGCAUUUGAGUUACUUGGAUUGGAAAAUCUGGUCCAGCUUUUCACCUGUGUUCUUUUGGAGAUGCAGAUCCUUCUUUACUCACAAGAUUACCAGCGCUUAAUGACUGUUGCAGAGGGCAUCACUGCGCUCCUCUUCCCGUUUCAAUGGCAACACGUAUACGUCCCAAUCCUCCCUGCCUCGCUCUUGCAUUUUCUUGAUGCUCCUGUUCCUUACUUGAUGGGUCUUCAGUCCAAAGAAGGAACCGAUCGUUCAAAGCUUGAACUUCCUCAGGAGGCAAACUUGUGCUUUGUGGAUAUUGAUAAUCACUUCAUUGAACUGCCCGAGGAAUUCCCUCAGUUUCCAAACAAACUGGAAUUCAUUCAGGAAAUCUCUGAGGUUCUUUUGCAAUAUGGAAUCCCCCCUGAAGGCAAUUUACAUUGCAGUGAGAGUGCCACGAAAUUAAAGAGCCUGGUGUUGGACGAUUUGGUAAAUGAUAAAAAGAAUGGCAAUAUAUCCAGCAAUAACAUCAACAUGUAUGAGCUGCUGAAAGGAAAUGAGACUUUUGCUCGUCUUCAGGCUCUCGCUAAAAGGACGGGGGUCAAUAUGGACAAGUUUAAUAUCUCCGUUCCUGUGAUGGACACAGAUGACGACCAAAUUCUGCAAUGUGCCGAGAAGGAGCUGAAUGACUAUACACUUAAUGUGCAGUUGCGGGAAGUAUUCGCUAACCGCUUCACGCAGAUGUUUGCUGAUUACGAAGCCUUUGUCAUUCAAGCUGCACACGACAUGGAAUCCUGGAUUAACAACCGAGAACAGAUGCAGAACUUUGACAAAGCGUCCUUCCUGUCGGAUCAGCCUGAGCCUUACCUCCCGUUUCUCUCCCGUUUCAUUGAAACCCAGAUGUUUGCCACCUUCAUAGAUAAUAAAAUAAUGUCAUUCUGGGAAGACAAGGAGCCGCUGCUUCGUGUUUUUGAUUCCAGAAUUGAGAAGAUAAGAUUGUAUAAUGUGAGAGCACCAGCCAUUAGAACGUCUACUUACCAGAAGUGUUCUACUUUAAAGGAAGCAGGUCGUUUAGCUUUUCAGAGAUUAGCGUCUGUUGAUAUUGAGGCGCCGGAACCACAUGCUUUGUUUGCAGAAGAAAUCAAAACUGAUUCUCAAUCAGUAGAGCAGCGUCUUACAAAAGUUGAUCACACUGCUAUUCAUCCACAUUUACUUGAUAUGAAAAUUGGACAAGGGAAAUAUGAGCAGGGCUUCUUUCCAAAACUGCAGUCUGAUGUGCUGUUGACCGGACCAACCAAUAAUAAUAGAUGGGUCAGUCGAAGCGCAACGGCCCAGCGGAGAAAAGACCGCCAGCGGCAGCAUUCAGAGCACAUCGGAUUAGACAAUGAUUUGAGAGAGCCAUCAGAGGAGAUUGUGAUCCGACAGAACUCUAUGGCAUUCUGGGAGUGGGAUCAGGGGGUCCCCCCUCCUGCACGACCUCCAAAAAAAUCCUUCUCUGAAUGCUGUCUGAAAUACAUGCAGGAGGCCAGGAGUUUAGGCAAAACUGUAAGGCAACCAAAACUGUCCGACCUUUCUCCGGCAGUGAUUGCUCAAACUAACUGGAAGUUUGUUGAAGGAUUACUAAAGGAAUGUAGAAUGAAGACCAAACGCAUGUUGGUGGAGAAGAUGGGUCAUGAAGCUGUGGAGCUGGGUCAUGGAGAGGCAAACAUAACCGGACUGGAAGAGAACACACUGAUUGCUAGUCUCUGCGACUUGCUAGAGAGAAUUUGGAGCCACGGUCUGCAAGUGAAACAGGGUAAAUCUGCUCUAUGGUCUCAUCUUCUUCAUUUCCAGGAAAGGGAAGAAAAGCAUGAACAUUUCAUAAACUCACCAGUUUCCCUUGCACCAGAGAGAAGAAAAUCUGACACCGGCGUUAACCUGCCAUCCCUUAGAGUGUCUCUUAUUCAGGAUAUGAGGCAUAUCCAGCAUUUGAGUGAGAUAAAAACUGACGUUGGGCGUGCACGAGGGUGGAUUAGACUUUCUCUUGAAAAGAAGCUUCUGUCACAGCACCUUAAACAGCUUUUGACAAAUCAAGCCCUCACCAAAAAGCUGUACAAGCGCUAUGCAUUCCUGCGGUGUGAGGAAGAGAAAGAGCAGUUCCUAUAUCAUCUCCUUUCACUGAAUGCUGUUGAUUAUUUCUGUUUCACAAGUGUCUUCACAACCAUCAUGAUUCCAUAUCGGGCGGUUAUCAUACCUAUCAAAAAACUAAGUAAUGCGAUAACCACGUCUAAUCCUUGGGUUUGUGUUUCUGGAGAAUUGGGUGACACUGGAGUAAUGCAAAUUCCCAAAAAUCUACUGGAAAUGACAUUUGAGUGUCAGAAUUUAGGUAAACUAACAACCGUUCAACUUGGACACGACAACUCAGGACUUUUAGCCAAGUGGCUUGUUGACUGUGUCAUGGUCAGAAAUGAAAUCACAGGACAUACAUACAAGUUCCCAUGUGGCCGCUGGUUGGGGAAAGGAGUAGAUGAUGGCAGCCUUGAAAGGAUUCUGAUUGGCGAACUAAUAACACCAAUGUCAGAUGAUGAUCUUGGAAAGCAGAGUCGGACCCCACCCCAACAGAAGUCCCCCACAGUGGCUCGAAGGCUUAGUAUAACGUCCCUUACAGGAAAGAAUACCAAACCAAAUGCUGGACAGAUCCAAGAUGGAAUUAGUGAAGCUGUGAACAACAUUGUAAAACAUUUUCACAAACCAGAGAAAGAGAGAGGCAGUUUAACGAUCCUGCUUUGUGGAGAAAAUGGCCUGGUUUCAGCGCUAGAGCAAGUCUUUCAUCAUGGAUUUAAAUCUGCUCGUAUUUUCCAUAAGAAUAUUUUCAUCUGGGACUUUAUAGAAAAGGCAGUGGCUUAUUUUGAAACGACUGAUCAAAGUGGAGAUGAGGAGGAGCAGUUAAUUCAGAAGUCGUCCUGCAAAACAUUUUGCCAUUAUGUAAAUACCAUUGUUGCAUCCCCAAGAAGUAUUGGCAAAGAUGGCAAAUUCCAGCUUUUGUUUUGUCUUGGUGCCAGGGAUCAUUUGUUGGCCCAGUGGAUUCCUUUACUGGCAGAAUGCCCGGCCAUCACUCGGAUGUAUGAGGAAAAUGCUCUUCUACGAGAUAACGUGAUCGUUCACUCCCUUGUCAGAGUGCUGCAGACAUUAGAAGAUUUUAAUAUUGUCUUGGAGGGAUCACUCAUUAAAGGAGUCGAGGUGUAACACAACCGUAAAAGACUGCUUUUGGAAGAAGCUUCUGACAAUGUGCAGAAUAGUCCUUGGUCAAAGAACUGUUGAUGGUAGCAAAACACUGAGAUGAACCAAGAUGGACUCUUGGUGGUUGCCAUAAGGCAACUUGAUAUAUAGUAAAUUUGAAUCAGAUAUUUAGUACAAUAGAGUAUUUUCUUGUGUUGUGUGUAAAUACUGCUGUAGUUUUUUUUAAAGAAGAGAAAAGAAAAUCAAAAUGUAUUAUCUAUCUAACUAGUUUCUUUUUUCAGUUCUGUAGAAUGCUGCCUAACACCUUCUCUUCCUGCCCUCCGGUAAGGUGCAUGAGUAUUAGUUGGUAGCUUACCUGAUCGGCGAACGUGCUAAGCUAGAAGCCGCACUAACUGGGUCAAAUUUGUUGUACUGACCCAAAUUCUUUAUAUUUUAUUAUGUUACUCAGCUUAGCGAAAUUGCAAUUGUGACCUUGAAGUGGCUACCAAGAAAGAACCAGCUACGUUUAGGUGGGUAGGUUGAGUAAGGUAGACAUAUCGUGUAAAUACCUCAGAAACCCGAAAUGACUAUUUUCUUAAGUUAUAUUAAAAUAAACCACAGAGUAUUGAGAUGUAGCCUUUCUUAUCAGCUGUUAAUUAUAUCUAUAUAUAAGGUAUUGUGCAAGUAAAACUGUUCAUGAGAUUUUUCUCCUCUUUCUUAAGGUUUAUUUUCUUUUCUUUAAGUAUUUUGAUAGCGUUUCACAUGCUGAGUUACAACUCAGGUAAAACGUAUGUUACGUGAGCAGUGGAAGAGCGAUAAAGUUUUAUAUGACAGUAACUAAAAUAUGUGAUGCUUUUCUGUUGUAGAAUGUUUUUUUUUUGUUUUUUUUUUGGGAAGACCCUUUAGCACCUUAAGUUUUCAUGGUGUAUUUAUUUUUUUCCUUAAAUCUUACACUGGUAAAUUGUUGAGUUUUUAAAUUACUCGUCUGAUAUUUUGUAUGCGAGAUGAUUUCAUGUUAUUUUGUGACCAGCUACAUGAGUUGGGUCACACAAAUGAAUAUACAGAGUGAACACUGGAUUUGUUUGUAUACAUGUUUCUGCUUGGGCAGAAGAUACUGCCAUAUAUUAUACACACUCACUCUUAGGCAAGAGGAACGUUGUAAUCACAAAUAUUGUGCACUAUUGCAACUUUGAGAUCUCUUCCAUUGAAAGAGGUAUUUAUAGAAAGGUUCAGUUAUAGGUCUUUGUCCACAUUGGAGCUACACAUUUCUAUUUUGAUUGCUAAAACAUAAUUAGUUUUCAUUGUUCAUUCCCAUUGCAAAUAACCCCGUACGGUUACCUUUUAUUCAGCAAAUGUGAACUAGCAAUACUGCACUUUCCUAAUAUUUAUACAUUAUCUCUCAUGAAUAUAGUUGAUCAUUGUCUUUAUUCUUUUCAUUUAUGAAAUGAAAACCUGUUGUUAUAAUGUAUUAUCUCUGAUUCACUGGAGUAUUGACUAUUUUAUAACUGUGACAAACUUCUUUAGUUACUAUAUUAAUUUAACCGAAUUCUACUGAAAUGACUGCAUUUCAUAUUCAUUAUUAUCUAAAGCAAUAGGUUGUCUAUAAUUUAGUAUAUUUGUAAGGAAUAUGCAAGCAUUUCUUUGUUGUAAUUCUCCACCCUUUCAGCUAAUAUUUUUUUUUAUGCUUUCCACUUUCAUUUUUAUCCAUUUUAUGCACACUGAGUUUGAGGUAGUAACAAAAAUAGGGUUCCAGACACAGUAAAAAAAUACAAACGAAAGAAAAAGUAUUUUUAUAAAUAGAGUUAUGAGACCUAUUUAUUUAUCCCUUUAAAUUUGCUGCCCUAGCUUUCUGCAUUUUUUUUUUUUUUUGGUGGGGGGGGGGGGUUGGAAUAAUAUAUAUUAACUGGGCCUUUUUAUUCCAUUUGAAGGGACAGUAAAGUCAAAAUUAAACUUAAACGGGAAGAGUCCACAGGUGCAUUCAUUACUUUUGGGAAAUACAGAAUCUGGCCACCAGGAGGAGGCAAAGAUACCCCAGCCAAAGGCUUAAAUACCUCCCCCACUUCCCUCAUCCACCAGUCAUUCUUUGUCUUUCGCCACAGGAGCUUGUCAGAGAAGUGUCAGAAGUUCGAGCUAGUCUCUUAUAGAGUGUAGUACUCUUCGCAAUAGGACUGGUGUUUUAAGUAAUCCUAUCAGCCUCUCAGUAAGAGCAUGGAUGAAAGUUAGAGUCCGGAGAUGCAGGGAGAGUUUUCCUGCGAACCCAUCCCGACUCAUUAACAGCUCCUUGGUAAUCAGCGUUGACGAGUUUCGCUACCUACUUUUACUUCAUAAGUCCAUGUCAGAAGCGAGGCUACUAUCUGUCACACUUGAAGGGCCGUUUUCUUGUUCCAUGGCGUAGAUUCCGGUAAGAUUGUUUCUUUUUAUUUCGAUAUGUGAAUGUUAACAAAACAAUGUAGGGUCCCAGUGGAAUCAUGGGUUAAUAUCUCCUGAGGGGGGUUAUUGAACAGGGGGGACUUUAAUAAUGUUUGUUAUAUGGUUUUAUCUGCAAAUGUGUAGCAAUGCCUAGGCUCACGGCUUUUAUGGAACAUAACGGCCUUAAUUUGCUGACGGUGACUGGCACGGUGCACCUUGUGAUGGGUGCGGAUACGUUGUUUCUUACUUCCGUAUGCUGACUGUGAGUGACAGAGACUCUAGCUCUUGGGUUGUCUGGUUCUCAGGAGGUGGCGAGUGCCCCAGCCAUUGGGGAUGUUAAAAAGGUGCCAGUUAGUUUUCGUAAUUUUUGUAAUCCCAAGAUUAUGGAGGAUUCUGAUAUGUUGGACACGGACGGCUCCGAUACUGAGAAUGUGUCUUGUGAUGAAUAUGAAAUGGCCCGGGUUAUCAAUGCUCAUCAGUUAUUUUCCGAUUGCCAUUCUAGAGUACUCUCUUCCCCUGAGAACGUCCUCAUUCUAACUUUAGCCUUGGGCUUACCAGAGAAGAGUCGAGGUCGGUCUUAGACGGUCGCACUUCUGGGGUCAGGUAGUUGACCAUUUAUCCUCGAUGUUCUGUUGGGACUUCGUGGAGGGUGCCUUAAGUCUAACUCUCUGGGAUGAUGAGCAAAGUCAAGAGUUCUCAUUCACCUUUUGGGUGUUGGUUGCUACAUUGCCAGUGUGUGUAACACGUGUUAUUGCUUGUCUACGAUAUUUUCCUUGCGAUCCAAGUGCGCACUGAGUGCAAAAUUUUUCAACUGUUCAGGAGCUCUUUCAGACUCCUGGGUUUGAGGCUGUUGCUGGAUCGCCAAGUCUUCAGACUUUAGAUGGUGCGCUCCUAAUCGUAGGAGGCAACUUAGGGUUCCUCGGGAAGUUAGAUCUUUAGAUUGAUUCCGUUUUUUGAGGACCCUGGCCUAGGUCCAUGUCUCUCCCUAGAGGGGGUGGACGGUUCGGUAUCGCCUUAGGUGUUGCAGUCCUGGGUACUUUUCUGAGGGGGCUGGGCUUGUUACCGGGGAGAUGCUUAUCUGCCUGUAGCUUAGGCUCUAGGUCUUCCUGACGGGUCCCCAUUGGUCUUCUGGCGCAUUUGAUGUUCUUGUAGACUCCAGGUGUCUUCAACUGGGUUGAAGUUAUGGCCGAGGAUUCUCGCCACUAUGGUAGGGUGUUUUCCGUGUUUUUUUCCCUUCUCUUCUAGAGCGAGGGUGGGGUUCUCCUGGUUUGGAGUUACCUUAGCAUUGUGGUGUCCCACAUUGACUUAGUGGUAGACUGUUUCCUUGGAAGCUGUAGGUCAAGAGCUCAUCUCCAGCUAUGGUUAUGUACUCUUUAUCAGACAAGUCCUACAAUUAUCCUUGCCUAACACAGCUUUAUAUUGCGAUCUGUGGGGUCGUUUGUUCCUGCCUUAUAAGGGUCCUUUCCCUUCUUGCGUCUUCAGAAUCCUGGAAAGGGGGAUGCAAUGUAGUGUCUGGUCCCUCCGUUCCUGCAGCAGGAGGCUGAGGGUUUGGUCCCUGUGGGGCUCCUACUGAAUGUUGGAUCUGAUAUAUAGAUGUAGGGGGUCUCAUACCCGUGUACACUGCUUCUCUGAAUCAUGGUGGAAUGCCGUUUGUAAUAGCGGUCAGAGGUCUAUCCAGGGGCUUUGUUCCUCGUUGACGCUUCCUUUCUCUUCCAGAGGUCUGGUCUUCGGUAUUUAACUAGCUUUGGGCUGGGACCAUUAACCUGGAGGGAAGCUCGGGGAUCAGUUACCUAUGUAGUGUUGAUUGUGUUUUUUUCUACCAGAGUUGGUCCUCCCAUUUGGUGGGAGGACUUUUGAUGUCCUUCCCUUUUCUACUGGCGUCUGGUACUGGGCUGUGACGCUCAUGGAGCCCGGUCUUCGGAGGGCUGUGAGUUUUUGGAAGGUUAUCAGUUCUAAACCAACUACAGAUAGUUGCACUUUGACGGUGUGCUAGCAGGCUUACAACGCCUUUCGGUGGUUGGGGUUCGUGAUGGCUGAGUCGGCGUUCCUACCUAGAAGCUGGUCAUUGAGAGUUCCUGUUCAGGCAGUUUGGUGUUCUGUUGGAGAGAGACUUCUAGCUGCUGGGAUAGCUAGCUGCAGGUUUCCAUCUGAUACGAGGCAUCAGGGAGCACUUGUUUUUCUGGAGUACCUUAGGGUAUGUGACUGGAUCAGGGAGUGUCCCUCGAGUCCUUUAGGAUGUGUUUUCCCUGUGUAUGGAUCUCUUUUUUUAUCAGUCCUUGUGUUUCUAGGGAGUUUGUCUCCCUGGGCGCUACUAUUGUAAGACAACCUUGGGUUCUUCUAUGCUUGUUGAGCCAUGUGGAAUGAUCCUUUGGACUUUUUCUGGGAAUCUGUUCUUGUCUUUUGGCCGGGUACCUUUUUUUUGGGAGUUGUGACCCGCGAGGUUGACUCCUCUGAGGCUUUUUGGACUUGACGGACUCUGGUGGUCUCUAGUUUGGCUUUGCUGGCGGUGUAACUAAUGUGCAGUUACCUGGGCUUCGGGUUUUCACCCAUGUCUAUAUUUUUAUAGGGUGUCAGGUAAUUUCAGGCUGUGGUGCCUUUCGAAGGGGCCGCAUUUUGUAUCCACCCGUUGUUUGCAUUCAGUGUUUUUAUCUAUGAGGCGGCGGUAAUUUUUUGUUCAUCUGGCACCUUUUUUUCACCCUUUUGAAGGGGCUACAUUUUGUACCCACCCGUUGUUUGCAUUCAGUGUCCUCUAGCUUGGGUAUUGUUUUCCCAAAAGUAAUGAAUGCAGCUUUGGACUCUUCCCGUUUAAGAAGAAAAACAUAAAUUAUGCUUACCUGAUGAUUUUCUUUUCUUCUGACGGGAAGAGUCCACAGCUCCCUUGUUUUUAUCUGAGGCGGUGGUAAUUUUUUGUUCUUCUGGCACCUUUUUUUCACCCUAUUUCUCCUACUGUUCCUUGUUCCCUUGGCAGAAUGACUGGGGGGUAAGGGAAGUGGGGGAGGUAUGGCUGGGGUGUCUUUGCCUCCUCCUGGUGGCCAGGUUCUAUAUUUCCCAAAAGUAAUGAAUGCAGCUGUUGACUCUUCCCAUCAGAUGAAAAGAACAUUUUCAGGUAAGCAUAAUUUGUUUUUUUUCUCUGUGUUCUAUGAUGAUUAAACCCGGGUAUGCUGAUAGGAGCUUAGCAGCAUGUACUUGUCUUUAGCAGUCUAUGGCAGCAGUGUUUGCAACUAUGUAUAUCAUUGCUAAAAAAAUUGUUGCAAACCGCUACUGCUGGCUAGAGAGACGUGCACGCUCUUGAGCUCACUUAGGAUUACUCUUCAAGGAUGACGAAUGAACUAAUCAAAAUUGAUAAUUAGAAGUAUAUAUGGGAAAGUUGUUUAAAACUUAAUUUUCUCUCUAAUCUAUUUAAGUUUAUUUUUGACUUUACUGUCCCUUUAAUAAAACAGAAUAAUAUUACCUGAUAUAAUCUUAUCAAUAUCAGUAUGUGGGAAUCAUCAGAAACAUCGAUCAAUAUAUUUUAGAAUUCCCUGAAAGGGCAGCUUAAAGGGACAGUCUAGUUUCAUGUCUCUUUAAGGGACUAUCAAAUUGUUUACUGUUGAUCAAACUGUAACUACCUGCAAGGUACCACACAGUAUUACAGUGCAGAAGCUGUGAAUGACAUCUCUUUUGAGGUAAUGUUUGUUUGUAAAAAAAACAAAAAAAAUGUUUUUUGUUGCAUCAAAAGAAGCAUUUUAAAAUUAUUUUUGUAAACAAAAAUCCGUAUUUUGAGAUUUUUUUCCUAUCGUUAUCAACCACUGAUCAAACUGUACCAAAAAAUGCUCUUCAUUUGAGUUUUAAAAGGUACAACUUACACUUUAUCAUGCAAAAAAGUGUAACUAGUGUUCGAUUUUAUAAAUAAUAUAUGUGUAUUAUUUUUAAUGUCCCUUUAAACUUGUAUGCUAUGAAAUAAACUGUUUUAGGCAUUGCUUCUCUGUACAAUUAUUUUAUACCUUAGAAAAUUAUUAGAAUGAUUAGAUUUUUUUAUGCCUGACAAAUAUCUUCAUUUUGGUAAUGAAAUGAUUAAAAUGACCCAUAAGUGACUAAUGUGUUUCAUGUGCUGAGUAGAUUAAAACUGAGAAUUUGGGACUUUAAACUAUUUGUAAUUUAUGUAAUUACAAGACAGUUGUUAUAGAAUAACAUAUCAGCCAAGUAUUUAAAACAAAUCAACAUAAUUUUUUAAUGCAAUUAUUUUUCAGUAGCUAAACUCCAACCACCAUUUGCCUUAUUUGGAGGAGCCAAUCAGGGCUUUAGUCCACAGACAACAAGGCUAAUCACAGUCAUAAAGUUAGUAUAAAAUGCUGUGUUUUGCAUUUAUCUGAGAAUUAGAAAUGGCUCCAUUUUCAAAGUUAAUGUACAUGAAAAUGAGGCAAAAUAAAUAAUAAAUAUAUUGCAAAGUUGUUUUUAUUACUCAUAAUUAAACAUUUUAUAUAACAUUUCAAGGUGUUUACUGUCCAUUUAAUUAGUCUGGAUGUAUCUCAUUACUGCCAUAGGCCUAGCUUCCAUUGAGGUGGGAAAGUUUGAAAACUGGUGGUAAAAACUAUCAUCUCCAUUGAAGUCUAUGGAGAAUUUUUAUGUUACCACCAGCUUCCAAACUUGACCACUUCAUUGGAAACUAGGCCAUAUUUGUUGAGCUAUUUUUAAUGAACAACAAACUUAUCAAUUCAGUAGCAUUACACUGUAAUGUUUUUUGUUGGGGUUUUUUUUUCUAGCUUUUUAAAAAAAAAAUUGGUGUUCUACAAGUAAAUUAUUAAUAGUUUAUUCAUUCACAGUGCCAAUUUAUGUAGAGGCUUAGUUAACACACGUGCUCCUAUAUAAAAGAGAAUGAAAGUGACAGUUAAGUGUAUAACAAACUGAAAUAAAACUAUACAUUAUACACCAGCACUGAAACUGUUAAGCUUCCAUAGAAACCCAAAAUUCAGUGGCAGUGCAGCUUGUGUAUCUGCACAGAAAAUCGUGUUUUGGUGGGGUUUUUGUGUGUGGAGGGGGGGGGGGGUUAUUAGAUUACUAGAUUGAAUGCUCUCUGUUCGGUGCAUGAAAUGCUAUUGUCCUUUUUAAAAUACAUUUGUAGAGGAAGCUAUAACAAAUACUGAUUUACAGUACUAAUACUAAAAAUGACUGCAUACGUAAAAUACGAAUAGGAACAGACCAUAUUCUACAGUAGUUUGUUGCUGUGAUUUAAUAAAUCUCUAGAAUUGAACAUUCUUUUAUACUAUUGACAGUAUGAGUCAAUGUCAUUCUCCUUGCCAGGACAUUAGCUUGGUGUUUAACCUUUUUUACGAGGGUUAAAAAUAUUUUGCAUAGGACACUAGUCUUAAAAAAUAAUAACCAAUUAGAGCAUUUGUUUUGUCAAAUUAUUUUAAGAUUAUGAUCACAUUUAUUGUUGCAUUUGGAACACAGAUUAGUUGUCUUUGAUAUUGAGAAAAACAAUGCCUUGAAAGAACCAUUGAUUGGCGAGAGGACAAAGGUGUAGUCAUUUUGGAUACAAAAGCAAAUGUUAUACUAUAAGUAACUUGCAUGUAAGUAUUAAAAUCCAUCACUGGUUCACAAUAAUAUAUCUAAAACCAACAGUAAAUCUUUUGGGACUGAAAUGCCUGCAGCACAUUUGUCUAUGCAUUGCAUGCUCCCCCCCCCCCCCCUUUUUUCUGUUCUAAACUGUAAGAAAUGUAUUUGUAAUCCUUUGACAUAAUAUGCAAUUCCCAAUCCAAUUCUACAAAUGCUCUAAAUAUAAUUAUUUUUUUUAUAGUUUCCUUUGAUUUUCACUGCUCAGAUACUAUGGUACUUUUAAAGAAUGUCAGUUAAUUUUAUUUGGCAUUUAUAAAAUAUAUGCAGCGUGUUCUCACUAGAGAAAACGUCACAAGUAUUAUUUUUGGUCUGGCUUAUUGCAUCUGGAUUAUUAAAAUCAAAUUGAAAAGUAAUGCUGUUUAAACAAUUUAACCUGCAUAUCUUUUAUGUAUUUUGUCAAGUUUGAAAUCAUACGGUCAUUAUUUCAAGUGAUGUCAUUUACAAAUAAAAAAAUUCAAACCUUUA